This is a messenger RNA of Dermatophagoides farinae (American house dust mite), 1143 nucleotides long. NCBI's taxonomy places the organism in Eukaryota, Metazoa, Arthropoda, Arachnida, Sarcoptiformes, Pyroglyphidae. The record is from RefSeq and is a predicted model, not a curated record.
CAUCAAAUGAAUAAAAAUUUUAAAUUGUAUGAAUCAUCAUCAGAUUGUUUAUGGUUGUUGUUUACAAAUGGACCAAUACUAUUGGAUUGAUCAAAAUAAUCAAAAACAACGAUUUAAUCAUGAUGUUCAUUACUAUAAUCAACGACAUCAUCAUCAUUAUCAUCGAUUAUUAUUAUAUUUGGUCAUCAUAUUGACCGGUGGUUUAAUACACGAUUUUCAAUUAUGGCAAACACAAUUGAAAUGUUUGAAAUAUUCAAAUCCAAAUCUAAUACAUGAAUUAUUUGUUAAAUCUGGUUGGCCAUAUUUAACGUUCGUGUUACAUAUUUGUUUAACAUUCAUAUCGUGUGCAAUUAUUUGUAAAAUUCAUUUUGAUCAUCGACAACAAUCAACAACAACAACAACAACAACAACAACAACAACAACCACUACUACUAAAAAGCUUGACAUACAAUUAAGAAAUUAUAUUAGCAAUAAAUUCAUACGUUUGACAAUGUUUAUAAUGAUUUGGUAUACUACACAAGAAUUUUAUGAUUUUUAUCUAUGGCUAACGAAUAUUGAAAGCCAUUCGUUUGAUAUUAGUGGCCAUGUACAUGUAUUGAUUUUAUCUAAUUUAUUUUUACAACAAGAAUUUCGUUUCCUUCGACAAUAUCUACGGCGACGAAGACGGCAACAAAAACAACAUCGGCAACAACAACAACAACCACAAAUAAUAAUUAAUGAUGAAAUUGAAUUGGCUCGUAAAGAAUUUGGAUCACACGUUCAUCAUCAUCAUCAACAUCAAGUCGAUGAUAUUGCAUUUUAUCCACGUUUUAUACAAUUUCAAGAUGAACAAUUUGACAAAUCAAAAAUCGAUUCGAUGAUUGAUACAAAAACAAUUAAUCAAAAACCAUCAAUGAACCGAAAAAAUGAAUCGAAAUCAAUUUUAUGGUUCGAUCAAUCCUGUCUGUUUAUCUAUUUAUUCACACGUUUCGUAUCAAUAAUCUGGGAUAUAAUUCUAUUACAGACGGCAUUUUUCUAUCAUACAACCAUUGAAAAAUUAAUAUCACUCAUAUGGACAGUUUGGUGUUGUCAUUUUCUUAAUUCAUUAUGUAAUUAAUUAAUUAAUUAAUUAAUUUAUUGAUUGAUUUGAUUUUAAACAAAAAA